AGUGCUGAUUGCUGAAGCACCUAUGGAUCUUUCCACUUCCAUCCACACUGCAGAAUCACAUACUCUUUACCUGGAACAGCUUGCAGCUCAAGACGGUAGCCAAACCCAGAUCUCGAACCAGGCGGCAGAUGCAGAUGGCAGCCAAACUCCGAUCACUUGCAUGGAUGCUGCUUUGUACGAGGCCGCAGCAUAUGGCAGGAUCGAUGUCCUGAAACAAAUGUCAGAAGAUCAUUUUGUGGUCCAAUUAACCCCAAAUAAGAAUACCGUCCUCCACAUUGCAGCCCAAUUCGGUCAACUGGACUGUGUUCAGUAUAUCCUGGGGCUGAAUUCAUCUUCAUCUCUCCUGCUUAAGCCCAAUCUGAAGGGCGACACUCCACUUCACCAUGCAGCGAGAGAAGGCCAUUUGACAGUCGUGAAAGCACUCAUUGAUGCUGCGAAACGACUUCACCAUGCAGCGAGAGAAGGCCAUUUGACAGUCGUGAAAGCACUCAUUGAUGCUGCGAAACGACUUCACCAAGAGAUCGAGAGUGGGGUUGGAGGAGAUAAGGCGAUUAUGAGGAUGACAAAUGAGGAGGAAAACACAGCCUUGCAUGAGGCAGUGAGGUAUCAUCAUUCAGAGGUUGUGAAGUCAUUGACCGAGGAAGACCCCGAGUUUAUUUAUGGGGCUAAUAUUACAGGCUACACUCUUCUUUACAUGGCCGCCGAGAGAGGUUUUGAAGAUUUGGUGAAUUUAAUCAUAGGAACUUGCACAUCACCAGCUCACAGUGGCAUGAUGGGUAGAACGGCUUUACAUGCUGCUGUAAUUCGCAAUGACCAAGAAAUGACAGCCAGGUUAUUGGAAUGGAAGCCAGAUCUGACAAAAGAAGUGGAUGAGAAAGGAUGGUCUCCCCUUCACUGUGCUGCAUACUUCGGUCAUACUGAAAUUGUGGAGCAAUUACUAGCCAAAUCACCAGAUAAAUCUGUAACUUAUCUUGGAAUCAAGGACAGCAAGAAAACAGCACUUCACAUUGCGGCUAACCGUCACCAUCAAGAUAUAGUAAAGCUGCUGCUGUCACACUCCCCAGAUUGUUGCGAGCAAGUGGAUGAUAAGGGAAAUAAUGUUCUUCACUCUGCCAUUAUGAGCGAGCGGUAUUAUGCUCCUGGUAAUAUCUUCACGGACAAUAGUUUGUUAUGGGUGACAGGACUUAUGAAUGAGAAAGACGCUAAAGGAGACACACCCCUCCACCUGCUUGCUUCUUACCAAGUUUAUGAUCCAUUUUUGUCAGAGAACAAUAGAGUGGAUAAAAUGGCGCUCAACAAGGAUAAGUUAACCGCCCUAGACAUUCUUUCAAGGGCUAACGUUAAGUCAGGAAAUAUAUCCAGGGAGGUACUUCUAAAACAAUUGAAGGAAGGGGAGAAAGUUGUUGUUGGACCCUUUAGUUGGCAGGAGGCCAUCAAUAAAGACAGUGGUAGUACUGGUAAGGGUAGUGCUGAUGAUAAUGGUAGCAGUAGUAAAAGCAAAGACGUCGGAGAAGACAAAAUCAUCUCGGAAAUAAACCGAAUAGGUGAAACCCAUUUGAUAGUGGCAGCACUUGUAGCAACUGUAACCUUUGCAGCGGGAUUCACCUUACCUGGUGGUUAUGACAGUGAUGGCAUGGCAACUUUAACAAAGAAAGCAGCUUUCAUAGCAUUUAUUGUGACGGACACCAUAGCCGUGACGCUCUCUGUAUCUGCUGUGUUUGUUUAUUUUAUUAUGUCGUUGCAUGGGGACGAGGAACUCCUUGAGAAACACUUAUUUAUGGGCUUUUAUCUCACCAUGUUUAGUAUAGGAGCAAUGAUGGUUGCGUUCAUGACAGGCCUAUACGCUGUGUUACCACUUUCCUCUGGGCUUCCAAUUGUUGCUUGUAUCAUCUGCAGCUUCUUUCUCCUUCCCUUUUAUUUUGUACUUAGACAAGCUGUUAAAUCUGCAAAGCAAUAGUGGGACCUUAUGUUUGCAUUCGGGCAAUAGCAGAUCUUGUAGCGCGGUAAGACUACCUUUUCUUCUGGCACUAGAAAUAAUUUUCUUGUAAGCAUGCUUUGUAAUAAUUAUUAUCGUAAUUUUUUUUUAAAAAAAAUUUUCUCAGUA
Vitis riparia (riverbank grape) is the source of this 2104-nucleotide messenger RNA. Its product is annotated as ankyrin-3-like. The transcript has 4 exons. Gene Ontology annotation, molecular function: protein phosphatase regulator activity; protein phosphatase 1 binding. Lineage: Eukaryota; Viridiplantae; Streptophyta; Magnoliopsida; Vitales; Vitaceae. The coding region runs from base 23 to 1957 and encodes 644 amino acids. The record is from RefSeq and is a predicted model, not a curated record. Gene Ontology annotation, cellular component: plasma membrane.